Molecule: messenger RNA, 2030 nt
Organism: Salvia splendens (bonfire salvia)
Lineage: Eukaryota; Viridiplantae; Streptophyta; Magnoliopsida; Lamiales; Lamiaceae
Product: probable pyruvate, phosphate dikinase regulatory protein, chloroplastic
Exons: 3
Coding region: 151-1347 (398 amino acids)
Molecular function (GO): transferase activity, transferring phosphorus-containing groups; ATP binding
Source: RefSeq, a predicted model, not a curated record
UAACGAUAUUAAAUAAAUUAUUUAUGGAAGAGGUUAAAAGGAUCUGUCAAUCUGACGAAGGGAAGAGUUGUAGAAUACCGAAGGAGUCGACGCUGCCCCGAUAUCUCAGUGGUGAGAUACCAAACCGAAACACCCGCAAAAAAAGAGAAAAUGAUUUCCUCCUCAACCUCAUCCUCCUUGUCGAACAUCCCGCCAACGCCGUCGCAGCCCACCGCCCCGACCUUCUCCGAUCCUCCGUCCUCGCCUGAAUCUCCGUCGCGCCGAAUCAAAUCAAGCCCGCAGCUGAACCGCUGGUCAAGAGCUCGCGCCGUACGGUCCGGCCGUAAAUUGAUCCGCCCGGUCGAGAGAUCUGCUGAUGUGAUGACUGCCGCCGACUCUCCGGCGAUUCUAGUCUCCGAUACUAAUAAUAGUAAUGGUAGUGGAAAUGAGCUGCCGCUUUUUAGCGACGGUGGGGAGGGGUUAGCCGCAGCUAAGUCGAUAUACAUGGUUUCUGACGGAACGGGGUGGACGGUGGAGCAUUCCGUCACCGCUGCGUUGGGUCAGUUUGAGCAUUGUUUGGUGGAUCGGGUUUGCCCGAUUAAUACCCAUUUGUUUUCGGGGAUUGAUGAUGUAGACCGAUUGAUGGAGGUGGUCGCGCAAGCGGCCAAGGAAGGAGCAAUGCUAGUAUACACUCUCGCAGAUCCUUCAAUCGCCGAAUCAGCUCGACAAGCCUGCCUGCUGUGGGGUGUGACAUCUCUCGACGUUCUUAGCCCCAUAACCGAAGCCGUUGCUUCUCAUCUCGGCGUGUCUCCUUCCGGCCUCUCCAGGUGGGCUCCCGGGCGGAACAGCUCGCUCGGGGAGGACUACUUUCGCAGGAUUGAGGCCAUCGAGUUCACCAUGAAGCAAGAUGACGGAGCAUUUCCCCGGAACCUCCAUCAGGCCGAUAUCGUCCUCACGGGUGUGUCUCGUACCGGGAAGACACCGUUGUCCAUAUACCUCGCGCAGAAAGGGUACAAAGUGGCGAAUGUGCCUAUUGUCAUGAAUGUUGACCUCCCGAAGAUGCUAUUCGAGGUCGAUCCUGAGAAGGUGUUCGCUCUCACGAUCAAUCCGGUCGCAUUGCGAUCGAUCCGACGAGCAAGGGCGAAGACGUUGGGGUUGGGGGAUAGUGUGAUGAAAUGCAACUAUUCAGAAAUGGACUACGUUAAACAAGAGCUUGAGUUUGCUAGCAAGAUUUUCCAGCAGAAUCCCAUUUGGCCUGUGAUUGAGGUUACAGCUAAAGCAAUUGAGGAAACUGCUGCAAUUGUGCUGAGGCUUUACCAUGAUAGGAAAAAUAGAUGUUUAAUGCCUAGGAUUUCGAAACGCUACUGAAUCUAUGUAUUUUCUCGUGAAAUGCAUUAUAAAGGUGUAGUUUAUCUAUUAAGUCUCUAUAGCAAUUUCCUCUGCCCCAUAUUAACAUCUGAACUUUCCCUUUUAUUUUAUUUAACGUUUUUCAUCCGAUUUCUUAGAAUACCACAUUCCUGUUCUGAAAUGCAUAAGUUAAUUUAAAUAGGGCCCGAUGAUAUAGCUAUGUGAUUGUGAACUCCUGAAAUAUCCCAGUUGGAUAUAUGAAUAUAUAGUUAUGUUCUGUAUUUUAAUUGUUUGACCAAAAGAUGGAAGUUGAAGGUAUAUAUAUCCAGACAUGGAGAUCAAUUCUGCCAACUGAUCUGGAUCUGGAUUUUGUUGGAGCAUAGAGUCUACAGGUGCUGAACACUAGAGCCAUGAUCCAACUGAAGGAAGACACUUUUCUUGGAGAUGGAGCUCAUGGUGCACUCCCACAACCCAAAACAUAGCCGAAUGGGGUCAGGUUUGGGGCUUUGGUUGCUAUAAUACGAAAUAGUUGUUUCCUUGUAUAUCCUAUCAAUGAUAAUAUAGUAAAAAUUCCUGGCUUACCAAAGGCCUCAGGUAAAUUGGGUAAACAACAAUCUUGUGUUCUUUACUGCUUCUCGUUAUUAUUGUGCUGUGUUAUUUCCUGACGGAUUUUGAUUGUUUUUAGUGUGGUAGUUUCACAGUUU